Molecule: messenger RNA, 988 nt
Organism: Punctularia strigosozonata HHB-11173 SS5
Lineage: Eukaryota; Fungi; Basidiomycota; Agaricomycetes; Corticiales; Punctulariaceae
Exons: 5
Coding region: 110-928 (272 amino acids)
Source: RefSeq, a predicted model, not a curated record
GGGAUCUCAUUCGACAGUACAACACCAAGAGCUCCAGGAUAUCGUGUUCUCUGUUCGGGCUCUGAAGUCGACGUUUGCUCUGAAAGCUCCCUGGCUGUUAUUCCUCGAUAUGCUCAUGCUCGGCCUUACGCUCCUUACGGUUUGCGCGCUCCUUUUACCCGGCCGCGCGUACGUUCCAGCUAUACCAACCAACGACACAACCGUCUCUGGCGCACCCGAUGCAACGGACUCAUCUAUGCUGAUUUCGUGGUAUUCUGAAGGAUCAUAUGCAACCUCUGUAUCCCACACGCUCAUCCCGAGCGGAAGCUCGGGCUACACGGAGGGCGCGCUUGUGCACUUUGACGAGGACAUGGUCGCGGAGGGGAAUACCACGACGCCGUGGAUAGCCCUCGUCUCGUGUGAUGGCAACGCGACAAACCCUUCCGAGACGGACAUAUUUACGCUCGCAAGUCAACGCGGAGCUGUGGCCGCAAUACUAUGGUCGAACUACUCCGUUGCAUGUGCUAUCCGCAUCGAUGCCGCCUAUGUCGCCCCUCUGGACGUCUUCUCGACUCACAGUUUGACUUCCGGAAGGAAUCUGGACAAUACGUUCCUCCGGGCAGACCGGUUACAUUGGCAGUAUAGUUCCUACGACGGCGAUCAGCUCACCAAAGCCGCCUCCGCCGUGCAAGCCGGCAUCCAGGAUCCUGAAUCGGUCCAGCCGGGGUACAUUAUCGCGAGUUUGUAUGCGGACGUCCCCACCAACUCCAAGGUAUGGACGAGCACCACUGGAUUGUCAUCCUCGACAUCGGGAGGUGCAGCUGCGACGGCGACGGCUGCCAACGGCAACAGCGCCAGCUCGGGGACAAGCACUGCUCAUAGUACGCGGUUCACCCUGAAGUACUCCUGUAUAGCUGCGCUCUUGUCCAUCGUGGCUGCGUCCGUGUAAACCGUGUCUGUACGACUGCCUAGUAGCCAAUGCGCGUUAUCAACACACAUUAUGUUAUCC